GUUCAGCCCAUUAAUAGUGAAGGUACCCAAAUCCAAACCCGUGUGUACGAUCGAUCGGAUGAACACGAUGGCGGCGAGAGCGAUUCGAUGUCCUCGCCUCACCAGAUUUUCCCUCCACGCUCCGAAAUCUGUAGAGGUGGAAUUUGACAAUGGCAACAUAUAUAAUCUAUCAGCUGAAUACUUGCGAGCAUAUAGUCCGGCAGUUGACAGUAAGAUCAGAUCAAUUGGUGGUGAAAGGGUUAUAUCUGGAAGGCGCUAUGUGGGAAUCAUGUCUGCAGAACCUAUAGGAAACUAUGGCGUCAGAUUGCUGUUUGAUGACUUGCACAAAACGGGGAUAUUCACAUGGGAUUACUUUUAUCAUCUCGGUAGCAAUAAGUUUUCUCUAAUGAGAAGUUACAUUGGAACUCUAAAGAAACACGGACUUAGUCGGGAUCCACCAAGAAGGAAGUGAUGUUCAAGAAUUAUGGCUACAGGAUGGAAAUGCGAGCAAUAUGCAUGGACUCCCUGCAUGCUCUCAACACAUUACGGUUCACAGUAUACAUGGAAGACUAGGAUGGACUGAGAUUUUUUGUUAUAAGCUUGUCGUAAUAUACCACAUAGGAUAUGCUUGUUGCUUCAGGGGGCUGAUUGAUAUGAUCAUACAUUGCCACAUAUUAUUUUGAAGAAAUUGAUUUUUUACAAAUGUUCCUUUGAGAGGAAUCUAUUGCUUCUUCCAGCAGUUCUGGUGUGGAUAGUGGUGGAUACAUCCUGCCUGUGGAAACCAAAAAAGAUUUCUGCUCUAAAUGGAAGACAGAAGAUCAAAAUUGAGCCUAUAUUUGUUCACCAUGCUUUAAAAGUUUUUUCCCAAGGUCAGUUGAGGAACAGCAAUUAGUUCACUAAUGGAACAGUGGUCCAAUCCUUUUGAGACCCUUCUUUUAUUUCUAGAAGGAGGAAGAAACAGUUUCGCGGGAAUGCCAAGACUUGAUCUCCACGCUACCGAAAGAAAAGGGAUGGCUCACUUCUCAUCUAUAUAAGUAUCAGGGGUUUUGGUACACUGCUAGGUAUCUCCAGGGGACCAUUUACUGUCAG
This is a messenger RNA of Andrographis paniculata, 1068 nucleotides long. RefSeq lists its product as uncharacterized. The record is from RefSeq and is a predicted model, not a curated record. The coding region runs from base 59 to 451 and encodes 130 amino acids. The transcript has 6 exons. Lineage: Eukaryota; Viridiplantae; Streptophyta; Magnoliopsida; Lamiales; Acanthaceae.